Messenger RNA from Klebsormidium nitens, 4996 nucleotides. The record is from the annotation of a GenBank genome assembly. Lineage: Eukaryota; Viridiplantae; Streptophyta; Klebsormidiophyceae; Klebsormidiales; Klebsormidiaceae.
AACAGCUUCUCCUGCGGCUUCUUCACACAGCCUGGGGCCAGCCAAGGAGUUGCCCCUCUCGAACGCCCCAGCAAAGUCAGGAAAGCCCCUUCCGGCACGCACGAGCACGCUCUCACCCUCGCCGCUGCUCUAGCAACCAAGCUUCCUGAUCGGGUUGAAGAAUGGACGCGGACCGGCCUGAAAGCCGUGACCGAAGAGCAGCGCGCGAGCAUCGAGAGUUUCCUGGCGUCAGAGACGCAGGCAGCCGCAGAGUCGCAGAGCGCUUCCGAGAGCCUUGACACCGUCCCGCCUCUGGUGCACUCCGAAGAAGUGGACCUCAACGAACGGCCCUCGCGCGCUCAGCGCGGCCGGCGCUCUUUCGGCGGCUUCCUCGCUGACACUCUCUCGUCCCAGAGCAGAAUCCGGCGCCGCUCCGAGUCCGGCAGCUUUCUCUCCCCGGAGCGCUGCUCCCCAGGCAAGCGGUGGUCCUUCUUCCGCUUCUCAACGCAACCGGGGAAGAGCCCCGCCCGCUCCGACCAGUCGAGCCUCCCGAGCAGCCCCGUCCGUGAGCAUGACGUCAUCGUCCCAAAACCACGCAAGCGUGCCAUAAGCGACGGCGGCCGCAGAUCCGAGCCCGUGUUCAGCCUCUCCCCAAUCCGGACGUACGCGUCUCUCCCGCCACCGCCAGAACCGCCGACAGCUGGUCGGAGGUCGUUAACUGGGGCCAGCAAAGCGGGGCUCAUGGACCAGCCGGCGACCGGGGAGAGCCAACCGGGGACUCCAACGCUGCCAGACAUGCCCCGGGUUAACACAAUCCGGUCGAAGGAUCUCCCCCCUCCUUGGAGCGCCCCAAACAGUCCCCCCGCAGAGAGACCUCCCUGGAACGCCCCAAACAGCCCCCCUCCCCGGUGGAGAGGCCCCAAGAGUCCGCCGUCGAACCCGCGCCCGGUGAAGACUUCCCGGGCUUCCGCGCUGACGUCAUCUGUUCCGAGCAAGGCCCCGAGCCCCGGUGCAAGCCCCCGAGCGAGUGUGCUGAGGUGGAGCAGCUUCAGGGAGCCCCCGGCUUUUACGACUCCCAAGACGAAGGACGGGUUUGCCAGGCAAUCUGGGAAGAGAGCGUCUGAUCCUCCGGGCGAAGCUGUCGUGACACCCGGUGCGACGCGUCAGAACCAGAGCGCCCCGGUCUCGCCAAGGGGAAAGGAAGGCAAGUCUCUGUGGAAGUCCGGCGAGAAGGCGAGGCUGAGUGACAAGCGAAAGUCCGGCGAGUCUGCGAAAGGGGCUUCGCCGGCCGCAGCCAGAGUGCUGUCUCCCCCGCCAAAGCGAACGUUCUCGCACGAGACGGAAGAUUUGCUCUGGGCCGAGCAGGCGCGAAAGAAGGGCAAGCUGACGAGCCCGGUGAAGACCCCCGGGGGCGAGAAGCGCGUCGGGCGGACGGAAGAGCGCCCCCAGUGGAACGAACCGGCGUGGAACCGGAAGGCCAAGCAGAAGCAGUCGCUCAGCCCGAAGAAGCGGUACUCCAAGGUGCGCAGCGCGUCCAAGAGCCCCGUCCGAAUGCUGUCCGCGAAGAAGGGCGCCAAGCGCAAGUCGAACGACCUGGAGCAGCCGCUUCUGACCGCGGAUGACUCGUUUGCGGACGGCAAGCUGCCAAACGCCAACGAGAGCGCGGGCGCGGAGGAUCUGCAGCUGCUCGGGAGUGCUGUAAAGGUGGCAAUUGAUGCGAUUCCGGGAAUUUCUGCCCCGGAGAAUCUUCCCCCGGUGAUUCCUGCUACUGAAGCCGAAAAUCUCAGCCCCAGAACCCUAGGCUUCCGCUCCAACACGGACGAUUGUCCGGAAGCCGAGGAUGCUGAAAGCUGGGAGAAGACGGUCGAGACGGCCUUUAGUGGACCGGAACCGGAACCGGAAAAGGAAACGGAACCAGCGGAAGAGUCGCCGACGCCCGUCUCGGAGCAGAAGCGGAUUCGAAGCCCCGGGAUGCAGAUGCGCGCCGACCCCCGCCCCAUGACCUCGAGCGGCAUCCGAUACGAGAACCCCCUGUAUGACGUCACCAUGACCGUGUCGUCGGACAAGAUGAGUGACGUCAUCACGACCGCCGCGCGGUUCGAGCAGGACCGGGCGUUGGAGGCAAUCGAGGAGGGCGCGCGCGAGGGGCGUCGCGAGAGCGGCGGGAUCGGGCGCGGCGGCCGGCCGACCAGCCCCGUCGGGUUCCGGCUGACGGCGGAACGGAGCGUGAACAAGCCGGCGGAAUCGGCGGAAGCGGGUGAAUACAAGCCGGAGGCGUCCACCGACUCGGCCGAGAACUGGCUGACCCGCAAGUCGCUCACGCCCGCCAGCUCGCAGAAGGCGUUGUCGUCCAACGAGGAGACGUGGCUGUUCGCUGCGGAGGAAGAGGUUCCGGCGGCGGAACGGAACGCCACGUGGCAGCAGGAGGGCAUGGCAGUGACGGGCGGCAAGCUGACGGUGGCGGAGUGGCUGAAGCAGUUCGCGCCCGAAGGAAGCGAAGGAGACGGAGUUGCUGGGGAUGAUUCGGAGCGAGGGGAUGCGGUUGCACAGAAGAAAGUUACUGCGGGGAACGGCCAUAAGGAGGACGCGACCGGUGAGGGGUGGGAGGUUUCGGAUUUGGUCGGCGUUGCGAAGGAGAUAGGAAGCGAGGGAAAGGAGAGGUCGAGUUGCUCGCUCUUUGACGGCCUGCUGAUAAAUGACACGAGCACGGGCGCAAAGAAUGAGGUCGUGGAAGCUAACGGGUACAGCGUUGAGAGUCCUGGCAAUGGCGCCGCAGAAGGAGACGGCAGCGCACUCCGAACAGAGGCUCGAGUCCACACGUCGGAGCAGGAGCGACGGGAAGAGAAGAAUCCGCAAGAGGCGAACGGAUUGGCAGCGGAAUGGAAGCCACCGGAAGACAAUCCGCUCGGAGAAGCUCAGGAGAGCGAGUCGCCCAACGGCGCGCUGCGGGAGUUUGCGGGCGCGGGCGCGCGCAGAGUGCGCGCGGAACAAGGGGGCGACUCGCUCGGAUGGAGCCAAGACGAAGUGAUGAUGACCUCAGUGACGUGGGAGUCGCUCAUUCGCGAAAAGCAGGAGCUCACGAUUGAGGCGGCCGUCCCUGAAGCAAUUGCACAUCCGCACUUCUCCGAAGUCUGCUCCUCUCAAGACGAGUCAGAGAAGUCUUUCCAAGCUGAUGAUAAGACGGAACAGAAGGGCAAACCCGCGGAGAAGGAAGGGGAGCGAGCCAGAAGCCCAGUGCGGAAAGUGGGAGCAGGCAUUGAGGAACAGGUUGCGUUCUUUGAGGCGAAGGCGUCUAUUGCUGCGGACGUCUCUCCCGCAAAAUCACAGGACAUCGCAGUGCAGAACGGUCAUCCAAAGACGGGUUCAGUUCCGGGAGCUCUGGCGGAGUUUGCCGAAGAGACGGCAAAGAAGGAAGGAUGGCAGGAGAAGGCAGCGAAGGAAGCGGGCGGAACAGCCGCGGAAACGGAAAGCGAGGAUGGAGAGAACGAGAGCGGCGGUGAGGACGACGCAAAGGCCGUCGAGCGACACGUGUCCGAAGCUGGACCAUUUGAUGAGGCCGCGGGAGCAGAGCUGAGAGGAGGGGCGCAGAAGGUUCCAAACGGAGUCUCGCAUUUGGACGGAGAAGAAUCUUGGGAGGUUGUGAGCGAGCGAGACUUUGAGGAAGUUCUGGGAGAGACGAGACUUGAAGUGGGAGAGAAAGGCCAGGAAGUAGGCGGAUCUGGGGCGAAUCAGACGAAGGACGGUGGGGUGGGAGAGGGCCAGUCUCAGGGGGACGAACAAGGGCUGCUGGGAGACGAAGCCGUAACUCGGGAGGAGAGAAGACUGUCGACGCAAGGGAUGAUCUUGUAUCUUGGGAAGGGGGAAAUCGAUAUGUCGGAGGUUUUCAGUGACGAGGAGAGCGAGGGCCAGGAUGAAGAGUCUCCCAUGCGCAGAGGAGUUUUGGCGAGCGGAGACGAGGAGAUGAACGGGAAGUGGGGUCCGCACGGCAACGAGAGAGGGAGUCUUUCGGAUCCAGGACUUGAGGUUGUGAAGGUGGCUGCAGAGAAUGGAGAGGAAGUUCCGGCAGCGGCGCAGAAGCUUCCCGUGCAAGCGGACGGAACGGAAGAACCUCCAGCGGAAACGGAUGAAACGGAACCCCCAGUUGCACUUGUGCAGAAUGGUCACCACCAGCUCCUGGAUGGCCCUGUUGGACGUGAAGAGCUGGCAACUGCUCUGAUUCCGGUUCGUGCAGCGGAGAUCGAGAACGGAAACGGAAGCGGCGGCGGAGUAGCAGAGGAGAGCAUGCUGGCGGUGAUCGGCGGCGGUGUCAAUGACGGCCACGUGGAAGGCGCGGAACAAGGCCACGCGGCGGAACGGCCGGAAGCGCAGGAUGAGGAAGAGGAGGAUGACGUCACGAGCGACGCUGCGACGGGGCAAGGGGGCGGUCAGAGUGACUUCACUGACGCGGAGAAUGACGACAUCCCAGUCUCUUCCAAUGCGAUGCAGUCCGCUUGGCAGGAGAGUGACAUGAACAUGAACCUCGUGGCGUCUGAAACGGAGUACUGGCCCGACCAAGAAGCGCUUCCAGCGGCCCCUCAGUUCGCGAUGUUCCCUCCGGAGCCCCGGAAGCCGCCGCCACAUCCAGCAAUCCAGAUUGCGAAGGUCGGCGGCAUUCUGGCACACGCGGCUGUGAAGACUGGAGUUGGGAUGAGCUACAUCACGCUGCAGCAGUGCGGAGUCCUCGCCAGAGUUGCAACUGGAAUCCUUAUUGACGAUGCAAAAAGUGUCACGGGCGGUCUGUUCAAGUUCACUGGUAGAAUGCUCGGUUUUGGGUGAGUGUAGCACUUGUAGGAUGUUCGAUUUCAGUUGAGAGUAGUAUAUUGCCAAAAGGAGCCUCCAAAGUAGGUCAUAUCUGCGUUUACCAUGUAAAAGGCAUCUAGGGGUAAAAGUCAAAGUCAUGUCAGAUGCAGAGGGUUGUUACUGUCGUAGUCGAAGAGUGUAUUCAUAUGCAGCGGAAUUGAAAGCGUGAACUUUAGUU